AUGGCUCCUGCUUUGAGUAGAAGCCUAUACACGAGUCCCUUGACUUCAGUCCCCUUUACUCCGGUUUCUUCUCCCAGAAACCAAUCCCGUCUCUCCCAUCUGAGAACCGCGUUUCUGCCUCGCGGCGGCGCUGGUUUGAGAGCCGGUGUUUCCUGUAGCUGGAAUCUCGAGAAGAGAUGCAAUCGUUUCACCGUUAAGUGCGACGCCGCCGUGGCGGAGAAGGAGACGACUGAGGAAGGGUCUGGUGAGAAGUUCGAGUACCAAGCUGAGGUUAGCCGAUUGUUGGAUUUGAUUGUUCAUAGCUUAUACAGCCACAAGGAGGUAUUCCUCAGGGAACUUGUAAGUAACGCAAGUGAUGCUUUGGAUAAGCUGAGGUUCUUGAGUGUGACAGAGCCUGCUAUGCUUGGAGAUGGUGGUGAGCUUGAGAUUCGGAUCAAGCCUGAUCCUGAUAACGGAACCAUCACCAUAACCGACACUGGUAUUGGAAUGACAAAGGAAGAACUUAUAGACUGCCUUGGAACCAUUGCUCAAAGUGGUACUUCGAAAUUCUUGAAGGCUCUAAAGGAAAACAAAGACCUUGGUGCCGACAAUGGGUUAAUAGGACAGUUUGGUGUUGGGUUUUACUCUGCUUUCUUGGUUGCUGAAAAGGUUGUUGUGUCCACCAAAAGCCCCAAAUCUGACAAGCAAUAUGUGUGGGAAUCGGUAGCUGAUAGUAGCUCAUAUUUGAUCAGAGAAGAAACAGACCCUGAAAACUUUCUUCGUCGUGGAACGCAAAUAACUUUGUAUCUAAGGGAGGAUGAUAAAUACGAAUUUGCGGAGUCUACGAGAAUCAAGAACCUUGUCAAGAAUUACUCUCAGUUCGUUGGGUUCCCCAUCUAUACAUGGCAGGAGAAAUCAAGGACUGUAGAGGUUGAAGAGGAAGAACCAGCCAAGGAAGGAGAAGAAGAGAAAGAGGGUGAGCCGAAGAAGAAGAAGACUACUAAAACUGAGAAGUACUGGGAUUGGGAACUAGCCAAUGAAACAAAACCGCUAUGGAUGCGCAAUGCAAAGGAAGUUGAAAAGGAGGAGUACAAUGAGUUUUACAAGAAGGCUUUCAAUGAGUUCUUGGAUCCACUUGCUCACACACACUUCACAACAGAGGGCGAGGUUGAGUUCAGGAGCAUUCUAUACAUCCCUGGGAUGGGUCCUCUUAACAAUGAGGACGUUACAAACCCGAAAACAAAGAACAUUCGUCUCCACGUGAAGCGUGUGUUUAUAUCUGAUGACUUUGAUGGAGAGCUGUUCCCGAGAUACUUGAGCUUUGUGAAGGGUGUGGUUGACUCAAACGAUCUCCCUCUUAACGUUUCACGUGAAAUUCUCCAAGAAAGCAGAAUCGUAAGAAUCAUGAGAAAGAGGCUCAUCAGGAAAACUUUUGACAUGAUACAAGAAAUAUCCGAAAGUGAAAACAAAGAGGAUUACAAGAAAUUCUGGGAGAACUUUGGUAGAUUCCUUAAAUUGGGUUGUAUUGAAGACACUGGUAACCACAAACGUAUCACACCGUUGCUUAGAUUCUACAGUUCCAAGAACGAAGAGGAAUUGACGAGCUUGGAUGAGUAUAUCGAGAACAUGGGAGAGAACCAAAAGGCAAUCUACUAUCUUGCGACCGAUAGUCUUAAAAGCGCAAAGUCGGCUCCUUUCUUGGAGAAACUAAUUCAAAAGGAUAUUGAGGUUCUUUACUUGGUUGAACCAAUCGAUGAAGUUGCGAUUCAGAAUUUACAAACCUACAAAGAAAAGAAGUUUGUUGAUAUCAGCAAAGAAGAUUUGGAACUCGGUGACGAAGAUGAAGUAAAGGAAAGGGAAGCUAAACAAGAGUUUAAUCUUCUCUGUGACUGGAUUAAGCAACAGCUCGGCGACAAAGUUGCCAAAGUCCAAGUCUCGAAUCGUUUGAGCUCUUCUCCUUGCGUGCUCGUCUCUGGCAAGUUCGGUUGGUCGGCUAAUAUGGAAAGGUUAAUGAAAGCACAAGCUCUUGGAGACACUUCAAGCUUGGAGUUCAUGAGAGGUAGGAGAAUACUGGAGAUCAAUCCAGAUCAUCCCAUCAUCAAAGACUUGAAUGCUGCUUGUAAGAAUGCACCUGAGAGCAGUGAAGCAACAAGAGUGGUUGAUCUUUUAUAUGACACUGCUAUAAUCUCGAGUGGAUUCACUCCCGAUAGCCCUGCCGAGCUAGGGAACAAGAUUUAUGAGAUGAUGGCGAUGGCGGUUGGAGGAAGAUGGGGCCGUGUUGAAGAAGAAGCUGCAGAAGAAGAAAGCUCGACUGUGAAUGAAGGAGAUGAUGGCAAAGAUGGAGAAGCAGAAGUAAUUGAACCAUCUGAAGUUAGGGCAGAGAGUGAUCCUUGGCAAGAUUGA
Molecule: messenger RNA, 2382 nt
Organism: Thlaspi arvense
Lineage: Eukaryota; Viridiplantae; Streptophyta; Magnoliopsida; Brassicales; Brassicaceae
Source: the annotation of a GenBank genome assembly